This is a messenger RNA of Schistocerca piceifrons (Central American locust), 648 nucleotides long. RefSeq lists its product as uncharacterized. The record is from RefSeq and is a predicted model, not a curated record. Gene Ontology annotation, biological process: regulation of transcription by RNA polymerase II. The transcript has 2 exons. Gene Ontology annotation, cellular component: nucleus; transcription regulator complex. Bases 1 to 648 code for a protein of 215 amino acids. NCBI's taxonomy places the organism in Eukaryota, Metazoa, Arthropoda, Insecta, Orthoptera, Acrididae.
AUGAGUUUAGAGUUCAUGAACACAGAAGAUUUUAUAAGUGAAGUGGAAAGUCGUCCCGUUAUUUGGGAUAUGAAAAGUGAUGACUACAGUAACAAAGUCAUGAAAAUGAAAGCGUGGCAAGAAAUUAUUACGAAGUUUGUGCCUGAUUUCGAUGAAAAGAGCAUAGAUGAAAGAAGCAAAAUUGGGACAAUGCCUCAAAGGAAAUGGAAGAGCUUAAGGGCCAGUUAUACCAGAGAGUUAUUAAGGCAAAAAACAGAAAAGAGUGGUUCUGCAGCAACUGGUAGGAAGAAGUAUAUCUACUUCGACCAGCUGCGAUUCCUAACAACUGACUGUAAGAACACUACUUCUAGUAUUGACAAUGAUGAUGAUGAAGACAGAAAUGAGUUUGAUGAAGGAGAAAAUUUAGAGCAGGAGGCAGGUGAAAAAACUGCUGAGCGACGGCAAAAAAGGCCACGUGAAAAGAAGAGUCUUGAAGAAGAAGAUAUCCUAUAUAACAUUUUGAAGGAAAAGUGCGCCAGAAAAGGCAAUUCAUCACAGCAAGCCGACGAAGAUAGCUUGUUUAUGCAGUCUUUAGUACCUGAAUUAAAAAAAGUUACCCAGUCAUGCAAGAUUGAAAGUGAAAUCAGAUUUGAUGAAUGUCAUUAUUAA